Ixodes scapularis (black-legged tick) is the source of this 3407-nucleotide messenger RNA. Its product is annotated as proton-coupled folate transporter. Gene Ontology annotation, molecular function: transmembrane transporter activity. Gene Ontology annotation, cellular component: membrane. Bases 182 to 1807 code for a protein of 541 amino acids. The transcript has 2 exons. Gene Ontology annotation, biological process: transmembrane transport. The record is from RefSeq and is a predicted model, not a curated record. NCBI's taxonomy places the organism in Eukaryota, Metazoa, Arthropoda, Arachnida, Ixodida, Ixodidae.
GUUUAUGGUUUCGGAUUUGGUUGGAUUUAAUUCUUACGCGCGUGUGCCCUCCGUCCGGCUACCUGCUCACGACACUUUCGCCGGCUUGCCGGGUCCAAGCAAGGUGAUCAUUCUCACUCCUGAGACCAUCAAAUGAGCGGCGUAUACAACCAGUGCAACUUGCAAGGGUGUACGUGUGGGUAUGGAAGGGGGCUUGCCUGAUGCAGCAACCAACCUGGUCGAUGACUACCUGGAGCGCAGCUGGCGACAGCACCUUGCCCGCUACAGGAGGCGCUUCCGGAGGUUCUUCGAGCCCUUUGGUCUGCGGGGAACCCUGCAAAACGUUGGGACCCUUGGAGAAGGUGACAGUCCCGAAGAGGAUGACCGCAGUCGCUGCCGCAGGUGCUGGGAUUUUGCAAAGACCCUCCGCCUUGAAGCAUUCUUCUUUCUCUACACCCUGGCCUAUACGAUACAGUGCGCGACAGCAGCCAACCUGGUGGAACUGAAGGCGUGCUACCAAGUACUCAACAAGAGCAGGGAAGUCUGCGAGAACUUGGCCGAUCAUACAAGGGAGGACGUUCGCAAUGUGGCGUCGCUUUACGUCAUGUACCAGUCGCUGGUGGGCUUCUUACCAGGCGCUCUGGUCACCUUGGUGGUGGCCAGCUGGUGUGACGAGGCUGGCCGGUUCAAGGUGCCUCUGUGCAUCGCCCUCUUUGGCCACAUGGCAAAGGUGUCCGGUGAGCUGGUCACCGCAGUCUACGUGGAUGCUCCCCUCUUGUACAACUUGCUCUGUGCUAUUCCGGAAGGUCUUCUCGGGGGGCUUCCAGCAGUACUCAUGGCCUCAUAUACCCUCACCGCCUCGGGGUCCUCCAGGAAGCAGCGAACUGUGCGUUUCUUCACGCUCCAGAUUGCCUUCGUGUUGGGCUUGCCUACUGGACAGCUGAUAAGUGCUCUGGUGUUCCUCAAGUCUGGCUUCGUGCCCCUCAUGGCCUCCUCUCUUGGGCUCUUUACCCUGUCCUGCGCUUGGGCCUCACUUCUGGUGCAGGAUGUUCCAGCACACCCCGAGCGGGCCGAGGACCCCCGGCCGCCCUCCAACCCCCCUGCACUGAGGCCACAACCCCUCCGGUCGCUGCGGCACCUCUUCAGCGUGCGGCACCUCCUGGGCAGCGUGCGUACCGUCGUGGGAAGGAAGCUGGACGUGGACCGGUGGCGAGUGCCGCUGCUGGUGCUCUCGGUCUUCCUGCUGGUGCUCAACAGCCAGACGUCCUUUAUGGGCUACUUCUACGCCAAGGGCAAGUUCAACUGGACCUUUUCCACUUACGUCAUUGUGACGUCUGCUUUCUCGCUGGCCAGCGUCCUGGUUCUGGUGCCCGUACUCGUGUGCUUUGUCCGCUGGCUACCCAACCAGGAGUAUGGCCUGGCUGUGCUGGGGAUCCUUGGGGUCGGGGCCAAGAACAUCCUGCAGGCAUCCUCUGGUUCGGCCGGCAGCCCCCUCUUCUUCCUUGGCUACGGCUUCGGCAUGCUGAGCAACAUUGCCCCGGCCUGCGUGCGGGCCCACGUGUCGCGGCUGCUUCCGGAAGUGGAAUACGGUCGCCUGUUCUCGGUGAUGGCCGCCUGCGAGGCGCUGGCCCCCCUGUUGGGGAGGGUGAUCUUUCAGCGCCUCUUUGGGGUCUCUCGGGGUUUCUUUGGGGGCCUCUCCUUCAUUGUGGGACUGCUGUUUCUGUUGCUGCCACUCGGGACGCUGUUGUACUUUUGGCGCAAGCGAAGCAACGAGUAUACUGUACUUGCAGAGGAUGCAACGCUUGCCAAUCAGUCUGUCGGAGCGUAGGUGCUAGUGCCUCUCUGUUCUCCAAACUGUUUGUUGGGUCAUUUAUUUAUUCAAUUUUUUUGUGCUCAGGUUCACAUUUUUUUUAUCCCUUUCUACUGAUUUGUGCACCAGAGAGCUCACCCUUCCCCAUUUUGUUGCAUUUCACCAUAAUGUGAAAAGUUUUGCCACAUUGCUUUAUAUAUCUUUUUUUUUUUUUUAAGAAUGAAACUAUUUAUAUUUUACCACACCGCUGGAUAUUCAGGUAGACGUGUGCGAAUUGUUUUAGACAAUCAUUUGUCAAUUCAAAUAAAGCACUAUUCAAAUUCAUACUCUAGGGUUUACAAUAUAUUUUAUUCUUCGAGGUCUCUUUUUUUUUUGAUGGAUUAGUUAGCACCUUUGAGGGUACUCCUCGUGGCACUCAGGUGCGCUGUGGAGGUGCGUCACCUGCAAAGUGAACACUGCAAUUUUCACAAUCCAUGCUGCAUUCACAAUGCAUAGAAAGCUUCACAUCAAACACUCCUCUCUCGUCAUGUGUGCUUCUAACUUUGUCGUCCCCUCUCUUCAUGUCAUCGGUAGUCGUGAUCCAUGCCUCUAACCUCUUGAUAGGGGCACCAGUCUGACUGUCGGCCUGACUUCGCUCUCUUUGUCAAUGUUUUUAAGUUGGAAAUCCAGUGAAAUUUUGGAGGUCAUUGAUUUUAAUCCAAUUAAAAAGUCAAAGUAAUAUUUCUUGAGAAGAUAUUGAAGCUUUAUAUUGGGUACGUAUUCAUCUUUACUGGCAACACUAAAAAAGUAAGGGUAGAUGUGGGUUCAGGUUCACUAUUUUGGCAAUAGCACUACUUGUUCACAAGUGAUUAUAAAAAGUUUGAUGGUGUGCAGUGAAUGCUGUGGAACCCCUCUCCGGGAGCACAAAACACUGCACAUAUUGCAUUUCUUAUGACUACCUGCACACCCUGCAAAUUUUACAGCAAAACUUCAUGCCACAAGGAAGCACGGGGAUAUUUUAAUGCUUGUGUUGGCAUUGCUUACCAUUUCCUUAAGUCUUAAUCUGAUUUUUAGGCACGUGGAAAUAGUGGAUUUUGAGAAGCAAAUAUUGGUUUUGUACGAAUAUUUUCGAAUCUAAUAUUGAUUAGUUUCUCCGUGCUUAAUGGGGUACGGAAACGAAAUUUCGUGGCCGCAACUCUACCUCUCUCCAAAAUUGGCCAGCGAGGAGUGCAAAGCGUAUCACUCCCGUGACGUCAGCUUGAGGGAAUCAGUAAGAAAGAACCGUUGGUACCCAGCAAUGGCAACACCUGCAAGCUAUUUAUGGAAGUACAGUGUAAUGGAAGGUAUUCACUGGGUGCCAUAGUUGAGCGCAUUGGAGCGCAUCCCCAAAGGGGAAAGAGGUGUCGCGAACCGGUGGAGGUUCGAGUUCGACUCAGGUUCGACUGCUAUGCACAUGCGCGACAGGCUGGCCAGUUGGCUUCGGAUUGGGUGGUGAUGGCUAAGGCAGAACUAAUUAGUUAUUUCAGUUAAUACAGUACAAAAAUUAAAUAAUUAAGUUUUUUUAGUGAUUAGAAUUAGUUUCUUUUAAUCGCAACUGUUCAUAACAUUAAAAUAACCUUUCGCAUAAAAAAAAAAUAAA